Messenger RNA from Rosa chinensis, 1705 nucleotides. RefSeq lists its product as uncharacterized. The record is from RefSeq and is a predicted model, not a curated record. Bases 921 to 1532 code for a protein of 203 amino acids. The transcript is spliced from 2 exons. NCBI's taxonomy places the organism in Eukaryota, Viridiplantae, Streptophyta, Magnoliopsida, Rosales, Rosaceae.
AAUCCAAAUUAUUUAGAGACUUAGAGGCCUGGAUGGGAGGGAACUACAAUAUGUUAUUCAAGGUUUCUGGGAUCCAUGCACUUUGUUGAUGUUGUUUAAUCCGUAUAAGGUGGAUAAGGAUGAACCUAAAAUUAUCCGGAAGGUAGUGAAUGAAAGAUCCGGGAAAGGAAGAGUUGUGAUGGCAAGAAAUAAAACAAUUCAAAAAAUGAUUAGCUUUGCUGCCACGCCGCCUAAUGGACUUUUAAGAGUAAGUUUACCCGUUGGGUCACUGGGUCACCUACUAUUCAUUGCUUUUUAGUAUAUAUUUUCAUUCUCUGGGUCAAGAAAUACACUAUGCCCGUGACCCAGGGCACAAAAUCCACUGUGCAGGUCACCAUGGUGACCCAGAACACUGUACAUGGUGACCCAGGGCACGAAAUACACUGUGCUCGUGACCCAGAGGGUGAAAUUAACACUAAAAAGCAGUGAAUAGUGGGUGACCUAGUGACCCAACGGGUGAACUUGCUCUAAAAUUAUCCGGAAGGUAGUGAAUGAAAGAUCUGGGGGAGUUAGAGAUGUGAUGACAAUAAAUAAAAUAAUUCGAAAAAUGAUUGGCUUUGUUGCUGCGCCGCCUGAUGUGAAUUACAUUUUUCUUAGGAACAAUGAAAUUAUUUUUCCUAGGGACGAUGAAAUUCAUUGCAAUAUUUGGCGACUACUCUAUUAUGUAUCUGUAUGUAUUCUAUUUUUAUUUUCAGAAUUUUGAUUGUUUAAUUUUUUUUUCUGCGAAUGAUUGUAUUUAUUUUUCUAGGGUGAAUUUGGACUUAUAUUUGUCCAGUAUGGUGACACUCGCACAUCACAAGCUCUUUCUGCCUGCUCCAGAAAGUAUUCCCGUAGAAUAUCUAAUGCUCAGCUUGUUACUUUGAUUUGUGUCUGUCAAGGCAAUGUAUCUACUCAGUUAUGUCAUCCCUCAUUACAAGCUCUUUCUGCCUGCUCCAGAAAUUAUAACUAAAACCCUAAUUCCCGUAGAAUAUCUAGUGGACCUGGACGAGAGGGAACUACAAUACGUUAUUCAGGGUUUCUGGGAUCCAUGCACUUGUGUGGUAUUGGUUAAUUCAUAUAGGGUGGAUAAGGAUGAACUAAAAAUUAUCUGGAAAGUGGUGAAUGAAAGAUCUGGGGGAGGAAUAGUUGUGAUGGCAAGAAAUAAAACAAUUCGAAAAAUGAUUAGCUUUGCUGCCGAUCAGCCUGAUGGACUCAAAAUUGUCCGGAAGGUAGUGAAUGAAAAAUUUGGGGGAGGAAGAGUUGUGAUGGCAAGAAAUAAAACAAUUCAAAAAAUGAUUAGCAAUGCUGUUGCGCCGCCUGAUGUGAAUUACAUUUGUUCUGGGGACAGAACAAAUGAAAUUCAUUGGGCAGUGUAUCUACUUGGUUAUGUCAUCCCUCAUCACAAGCUCUUUCUGCCUGCUCCUGAAAGUAUAACUAAAACCCUAAUUCCCGUAGAAUAUCUGGUGGAAUUAGAGCAAAGCAUCGCCUCCACCAUUCCUAGCACCCAGCUAUGAUUGCAGUAGAACCCACGUUCAAUGAGAAUAUUGGCACAUCUGUCAUCGUGACUCCGAGUCAGGUUAUUCACUUUAUGGGAGAUUAUGCUUUACAACAUGAUAUAAAAUCUGUGUGCAUUUGGUGUAAUACUCUCAGAGUGUCUUAUGUUAAAUUGCAAGUAGAUUUUGUUGUU